Molecule: messenger RNA, 735 nt
Organism: Fomitiporia mediterranea MF3/22
Lineage: Eukaryota; Fungi; Basidiomycota; Agaricomycetes; Hymenochaetales; Hymenochaetaceae
Exons: 6
Coding region: 1-735 (244 amino acids)
Source: RefSeq, a predicted model, not a curated record
AUGAGUGGGGUAAGCGGAGCUGGCCGUUUUGGGCAUCAGUUGCCGAAGAUUUGCAAUAAUUACCGAAGGGUCGGUGAGGGAGUCGUGUGCUUCGCAUCAUGGUCGAUGGGACGCCGGACGUGGGGAUCUACGUUCGACAAGGCACGCACUGCUACUGUGGCGAGCGUUCCGUCUAGUUGUUAUUUGCUCUGUGGUGAUCCGAACUCUGCCACUGUCCUGCUAUACCUUCUUCUCAUCGAGGGCACUCUUCGACUGGUCCCACCCAUCGGAUUACAGAUGGAUUCGUCAUCGCUCGCGGGGGUCCUGGCUUCGGGCCAGAUGUAUACCAUGCUAAACAGCCUACAAUCAACACGGUACCUCGCUGUGGCGUGCUUUGCGCUUCUCGUGUACGAUUACUUCCUCACUUUGGAACAAGAGAUUAAGUUGUUUUGGAGGGCUAAGCUUACGAUAACGAGGGUUUUGUUCUUCCUUAAUCGAUAUUUACCGCCGAUUAACUUCGUCCAUUAUUCACUUGAACAAAUACCAUUGGGACUCAAGCCUGUACUUGAGAAGGGUUCUUCUGGGACCUACCUCCUUACUGUCACGCUCACACAACACGUACGUUCUGAUACGUUCCGAUUGGAAGGGCUCAGUCGCAUCAAAGUCACAUCAUCCUCAUGUCAGCAAUCCUUCGAUUACGUCAUCAUCGCCCACACAAUAGUCUUGGUUGCUCAAUUCAGACUAGUUGGGUUCUAG